AUGGAUGUUAUGACGCAGGGCCUUUUUCUGGCAACAACGCUGCAUCGAUUCCACUGCCCAGGCUUUGGCAAAACCAGGGAUGCAUGGCACCAAGUCUGGGGCAACUCCAUUCUCUCCUGGAUGGCCUGGGGCUCCAGCCUGGAAACACUGGUCAUCGUCAGCUGGGGCGUCUUCGUAUUGCAGCUGGUGCUGUUUGCCCUGCAUGCGAUGCCUGUGCAACCCGUCAGCUUCGCAUGCCAGAGCGAGAAACAAGGCUACCUGAAUGUGGCUGGCUUUGGCUACGUCAGAAUAUGGCACGCGGAUGCAUUGAAAGACUUGGCGAGCUCAAACAGAAUGGCCAUGGUUUCUGCUGGACAUCUCAGGCUGAGCGUCAAGCGCGCCCAUCAGGAGCUUCAAGCUCAGCCGCCAAAUGACACGCGGUUUUUACACAUCUUGAAGAUGGAGCUUCGACACCUCCUCCUGCGAAUUGUGCUUGUAAACCUGUGCACGAACUGCACAAAAAUUGAGGUGCAGACGACCAUCUUUGCCCUUGGGCGCUUCGAUAGCGAUGGAACCCUCGACCAGGAGGGCUUCUUGUGCAUCACCCUGGCCCACCUGACGUCCCUGCAGGCGCUGCAGGUGAUCGUGGCGGGUCUUUUGGCGAUCAGGUCGGCACAGGAGGAAUUGGAAGGAGUGCGGGAGACCGUGCGGGCAAGCAGAGAGUCAAAGGAGGAGUCAAGUGAGAUCUUCAGGCUGACCGCCCUGGUGUGGCUUAUUGCCUUCAUUUGCAUGGCAAUUCAAGCUCACAGCCUUGCGAAGUUGGUUGCGGCCUUCGUCUGCGAAGAUGCGGUCUGGAACUUUCCCAAUCGGUGCGUGGACAUCGGCCAUUGA
Messenger RNA from Symbiodinium necroappetens, 870 nucleotides. Lineage: Eukaryota; Dinophyceae; Suessiales; Symbiodiniaceae. The record is from the annotation of a GenBank genome assembly.